This is a messenger RNA of Paramecium primaurelia, 558 nucleotides long. Lineage: Eukaryota; Ciliophora; Oligohymenophorea; Peniculida; Parameciidae. The record is from the annotation of a GenBank genome assembly.
AUGCCUCAAAAAGUAAGCCAACAAGAUUCAAACCAUGAAGAUGGAAAAUAAAGAUAAUCUUUAAAAGUAAAAAAUCUAUUUAUGAUAACAGACCAUUAAGUAAAUUAAUUCAUUAUUUAUAAGAAACUGUUUCAAAAUGUUUAACAGAGCAUAUAAUCUUAUAGAAGCCCAAAAAACUGGCUAAAAUAUGAAUAAUAGUGUCUGGAUUAAGGAAAUAUGGGAUAAUAAAGAAUGCUGUCUCCAAAUGAAUAUAACAAUAAGAUUGAAUAUUUGUAGAGAAAAAAUGAAGAAUUAGUUCAUGAAAAUAAAUAAAAGAAGUAAAUCAUUAAUAAAUUAUUGGGGGGAUGUAAUAGAUCUGAAAGAAUAAAGAAAAACCAAUUACCUAAAUCCUUAUAGUUAUUAAAAUAAAUUCCAAAAUCGGUUAGUGCUAAAAAUAAGAUGGAAACAGAAAUUUGUAAGCCUAUAAUUAAGACACCAGAACCAUCAUUAGUUAAUUUAAGAAUAGAAUUUAAAAAUGAAAGAAAUGAGCUGUUAAAUUUAUAUAACACACAAUUAUGA